Messenger RNA from Pongo pygmaeus (Bornean orangutan), 1936 nucleotides. RefSeq names its product spermatogenesis associated 24 (gene SPATA24). The record is from RefSeq and is a predicted model, not a curated record. NCBI's taxonomy places the organism in Eukaryota, Metazoa, Chordata, Mammalia, Primates, Hominidae. Gene Ontology annotation, cellular component: cytoplasm; nucleus. The transcript has 6 exons. The coding region runs from base 786 to 1817 and encodes 343 amino acids. Gene Ontology annotation, molecular function: DNA binding.
CACAAUAUAUAUUCGCUCUGAUGUUCUCCAAACCUAAUCUUAUUUGGGUUUCCAAGAAAAAAAAAAAAAAGCCUUCAAUAGAGACUUGGUGAGUGUGCGUAAUCACCGUAUCCUUCCCUGACUUCAUUUUACUAAACUCUCCUCCUUCAAGCCCUCUUCAGUCCUCCUAAUCUCUUCAGGGUCCUCCUCCUCGGGUGGUGGCACAUGACUCUAGUGCAGCUGCCCAGAGCCUGGUAUCAAGUAUGAAGACUUUGAUCUCAGGUGUAGCCAUUCUCAUUUUUUAUCUUCGUCUAUCUGCCGUGCUUAGGCUUAGGACCCCUAAGUACUAAGUGUGUUCCAGGAGGCUGGAAUCUCAUACAAUGGAGGAAAUUUGGAGAUUAGGAUAAAGAUUUGGAGAAAGAGGCACGAGAAGCUAAAGAUGCGGGAGUUGCCUAUGCUGGCUCUUUCUUCGUGGUCAUGCGGUUUAACAGGCCCUGGGUGAAGGCUGAAGGCUGGUGUCGCAGGCAAGGAAAGUACAAGCCGGGCCCUGCCGGCUUCUCAGGACUGCGUGAGAAACAGAAGACGUAAUAAAAGCGCAAUUUCCUAUAAACUUAAAUGCCUUAAGGGUUGUCAGCAGUUUCCCCGCUCCAGGCGGCUCCUUUAAGAGGCGUUCCCUCGCCCCGCUAACAGAGGAAGUCUCCGCCCCCCGUUGCCAGGGUGCUCUGUGGCGUCGCAUUCUCAUUGGUGGGCGACGGCGGGGAUCACCCCCGAGGCAGCCAUUUCCAACUAGCUGGCGGGGGCGAAAGAUGGCGACGCCCCUCGGGUGGUCGAAGGCGGGGUCAGGAUCUGUGUGUCUCGCUUUCGAUCAACUGCGGGACGUGAUUGAGUCUCAGGAGGAACUAAUCCACCAGCUGAGGAACGUGGUACCAAGAGUAUCAUCCUGUUAUCCGCUUUUGGUCCUGGUCCCUAGAGGACGCCCCUUCUACUCCAGCCCCAGGCCCUCCCUCAGCCAGGCUCUGUUGCAGAUGGUUCUCCAGGACGAAAAUUUUGUCAGUAAAGAAGAGUUCCAGGCAGUGGAGAAGAAGCUGGUGGAAGAGAAAGCUGCCCAUGCCAAAACCAAGGUCCUCCUGGCCAAGGAAGAGGAGAAGUUACAGUUUGCCCUUGGAGAGGUAGAGGUGCUAUCCAAGCAGCUGGAGAAAGAGAAGCUGGCCUUUGAAAAAGCGCUCUCCAGUGUCAAGAGCAAAGUCCUACAGGAGUCCAGCAAGAAGGACCAGCUCAUCACCAAGUGCAAUGAGAUUGAGUCUCACAUUAUAAAGCAAGAAGAUAUACUUAAUGGCAAAGAGAAUGAGAUUAAAGAGUUGCAGCAAGUUAUCAGCCAGCAGAAACAGAUCUUCAGCCCACCACCAGCCGGCUCCGUUGCAGGAAUCACAUGUCUGACUUCCGGAUCCAGAAGCAGCAGGAGAGCUACAUGGCCCAGGUUCUGGACCAGAAGCAUAAGAAAGCCUCAGGGACGCGUCAGGCCCGCAGCCACCAGCAUCCCAGGGAAAAAUAAAACGGCCGCCGCUUUCCUGUUCUCUGGCUGUAAUCCGCAGCCUCUGCCUUCUCUGCUUUGGGAGUCCCCAGCCUCUAGCCCCUGCUACUUCCCUCCCUCUUGGGUAGUGGUAGGGGUCCACAAGGUGGGGGCUUGUAGCCAAGGGGACGAGCUGGGUCUUUGUUGUCUGGUAGGCACCACCACUUCCUUUGGGUAUUUAAUCCCUUCCUAUAUAAACAGCCCUGGUUACCCAGUAAUAUUCCACCCCACUCCCAGUGUCCUGGUGAAUUUAACUCUCCCAACUUGACUACAGGGCUGGAAGCCCUGACCAGAAACUUCAAAGACAGUGGGUUCCAGAACCACAAGGAAUUUGGGAAGUCAGUUUCCAUCACAUGACAAUAAUGUUAUACCUGCAAAUUGCAUUUG